AUAGGUCAGUAACGUGUGGAGCCUACACUACUAUGCCUUAUCUCAAGUUCCAGUCUAAUUCUUAUGAGGAUCAAAAUAGGAGCCACAGCUCAGGGCUCACAUCAACUUCCCAAGUCAUUAGUUCUAAACUUCUACAUUCAUGGGUUUACCCUCAAUCUACCCUACCACCUUCUCUUAUACAAGUGUUGACCUCAUCAACAGCUGAGGGAGCGGAAAUGGAAUUCUUAAGAAAACGACAGGUAGCGUGGGAGGACUCAUUUCAAAGUCUUUACUACAUGCUUCGCAAUGGGAUCUGUAAUAUCUUUUACGUGUGUACUCCAUAUUUUGUGGUGAUGUUCACUGGUUCUGAUGUCGCUGGUGGCUCAAAACGCUUCAACAAUGCUUAUAUUUCACAGUCAACAGGAGCCUUGAGAUCAUUGUUAAGAGAGCAUGAUGUUUGUUUCUCUAUGCCUCUUUGCCGUUCUAAGGUAGAGCAAGUCGCUCAAGAAGUUCUUAUUGAGCUCUCAGAGAUGGAGAAGCAGAAUUUCAGCCAGACUCGGCGCUCAAGUUCCUUGUCUGAUAUAGAUAAUACUCCGGAAUCAUUGCUUGUUUUCAGUGGCAAUACGAACGUACAUGGUCUGUUCGAUAUUUUGUUAAAUUAUAGAUCUUUCUUGACUGUCUUGAUGGGAAUAGAUGUUCCUGUAUUAUAUUCACCUGUGCCAUUUCAGAAUGCUGCAAUUUCUUCUCCAGAGGUUAAAUGCAUGGAAUUGAAAAGACCGGACCAUAUUGUUGCUCCCAAUAAAGGAUCCAUCAUUAAUGAUGAUGGAUCCAUUAAAAGCUCAUCAGCUGGUCUCUGCUCAAGUGUUGAAAUUAAGGACGCAUAUCUUCCACCAUGGAUCAUUUGCAGCCUAUGUGCCAUAAUGGGCUCUGAAGGGAAAAGCUUUGAGGCGAGUUUUAUGAAUGAACCUACCUCAAUCGGUUUGAAUGUUGCUAUAGAAGCAGUUCCUGAGAAAUCUGAUUGUCAAGAUGCGGCAGCUGAAGACUUGCAAGAAAGCACCUAUGCAUUUGGUAUUCCAGAAGCCACUGUUACUCCUUACUUGCGCAUGGGAUUAUUAGAAACUUUGAAGUUCUCAAAUGGUUCUUAUUCAGGUUCUCUUUCUCCGGCUUUAGAAGCUGACUAGAAAUACAAUAAUUUGUUUUCACAAUGUUUCUGGCUGAUUUCAUUAUUUAAUCCUAACUAAUUGUAUCUGCUUUGAUUUGGUCUAUUCUAAUUUUGGAUGGCCUUGUUUUGCUUCUGUAA
Molecule: messenger RNA, 1279 nt
Organism: Prunus avium (sweet cherry)
Lineage: Eukaryota; Viridiplantae; Streptophyta; Magnoliopsida; Rosales; Rosaceae
Source: RefSeq, a predicted model, not a curated record